CGCACAAUGAAGCCGCCCCCGAUAUUAUCGAUCUUUGCCGACCUUUGUCCUUUAGCUCACGGUCAGCAAAAUAGAUCUAGGUCGAAAGCAUAUUUUAUGCAAAUUCCUCGGUCACUGAACUGUUGCGCUAGUUACUGAGGUUUUGCCGGUGAAAAAUGACCCAGAAAACAUUUGGAACCCAGAUAAGUUGGUGGCGAGGGGAGACUCCAUGGUACACCGCGGGUACUAUGUUUGGUUUGAAAUGGGGUGGGAAAUCAGUGAGCAUGUGAGGUGAGAUAAGGAAAGGCUGCCCGUCAUCCGCCCUGUGUAUGAAUCAUGUUUUUCUUGCCAUCACGCCCAAGCCCAAGUGAAGCUAAAAAAGAAUAUGGUAGGCUGCCAAGCCCCAUCCAGGUGUAUGCAGUGCACUGGCAAGUCAGAACCUCAUGGCUACCUUGGAGGAGGGCACAGCAGUUGAGACAAAGAAAGAGCUUGGCUCAGAGAUCGAUGCUGCCGCUGCGGCCGUCAUCGAUGGCGCGGAAAUGAUCCAUGUGAUGACCUCAGGAAGUUCAGGGUCUGUCACUUUGCCGAUCACCCUAACCCAAGGCGGACUUGUGUCCCUUACAUCGCCUGGUCAGUCUGUUGUCCAAGUACCAGCCGGCUCUCUCGCACAGGUCGACUGGGCUUCUAAAUUGAAGGAGCUCCAGCACGCUCAGAGGUUGGAGAGACUACGGGAGGAGCAGCGCCAAGUUCAGGACAGAGUCACCCAGAAAAUGCAGUUUGAACAAAAAUAUGAACCCUGUGUGGUUUGUGGUGACAGGGCAUCAGGGCGUCACUAUGGGGCCAUCAGUUGUGAAGGCUGUAAAGGUUUUUUCAAGCGUUCCAUUCGAAAGCAGCUGGGCUAUGCAUGCCGCGGCUCACGGGACUGCCCUGUCACAAAGUUGCAUCGCAAUCGCUGCCAAUAUUGUCGCCUACAAAAGUGUCUGGCUGUCGGUAUGAGAUCUGAAUCUGUCCAGCAGGAGAGGCGUCCAUCGGACCAACGAGACAAAGUGCCUGUCACUGUGGCCACAUCCACUCAGAGGAUAUAUAUCCGAAAAGACUUCAACAGCCCCUCAGCUGCAAUACCCACCUUCAGCCCUAAGGUGCAGAGCCUGGAGGACCCCAAGUACGGGAGUCUGCUGGCCAACCUGCAGGAGCGUGUGGUGCAGACAGACCAGGGCAUGGUGGUGCUCAGCUCCCAGAUGCCGUCGCCCAGCUCAACGGUCAACACGGAUCUCACAACUUUAGCCAAUGUUGUCAGCACUGUGAGCAAUACUGAAGAUCUGAGCACUCUGGCGGAUGUAGUGUGCACAGUUAACAACACAGAAGAUUUGUCAACAUUGGCCAGCGUGGUGACCACAUUAGCCACCAUGGGCAAAGAAGAGGUGAACCUGGAAGAGCUGUCCGCUGGCCAGACAGCCUCGCCCCUCCAGAAUAAUGGAGAUGCAAACCGCAACACGCCUGACGCUGCGGCCAGAGCUUUUGACAAUCUGGCUAAAGCUGUGCAGAGUCCUCAGAGCCAGCAAAACUCGACAGUCUUAGAUCAAAGUGGUCUGUCAGAAGCAAGCUUUGACCAGUCUGCAAAUAGCGAUGGCGAAAACUCUUUGUUAGUUGAAACUCAAGGUCCAAUACUUACGGAGGCAAACUUUGCCUUCACCCUGACCACCCCGUCCCCCAUGCCGACAUAUCUGAACAUUCACUACAUCUGUGAGAGUGCCUCUCGACUACUCUUCCUGUCCAUGCACUGGACUAGAUCUGUCUCUGCUUUCCAAGACCUUGGACCGGACCUCCAGACAACGCUAGUGCGGUCAUGUUGGAGUGAGCUGUUUACGCUUGGCCUGGCUCAGUGCUCCGCUACCAUGUGUCUGCCCACCAUGUUGGCCGCUAUCUUGAAUCAUCUACAGGCCAGUCUGCAGCGAGGAGACCACAGUAAUCAGGAGAAGGUGAAGAGCGUGAUUGAGCACAUCAUCCGGCUCCAGGAUUACGUCACUCACAUACAGAGUCUCAACAUCACCUCAGCAGAGUUUGCCUAUCUCAAGACUUUGGUGCUAUUUGCUCCUGACAACCCCAACAUCCGGGACAAGCGUGUGAUCAGCAGACUACAGGAACGUUCUCGCCGCGAGCUGCUACAGGCUUGUUCAUCGCCAGGGAGCUCUGAGCGUGUCUCUCAGCUGCUGCUCCGCCUCAUACCUCUAAAAACUUUUGUACCAGCCGUCAUGGAAGAGCUCUUCUUUUCUGCGCUGACGGGAUCGGUUCAGAUUGACAACAUCAUCCCGUACAUCCUACGGAUGGAGACGGCUGAGUACAACCUGCAGAUGACAGGUCAGACUGGAGCUGCGGCCGUGGCGGGGAUCUCGGGGGGGGUUGGGGUGCCAGCGCUGCACGACCCCAGUGCCCCCAACCAGCCGCCCAGCGUGCCUGUGAUCCUCGAGUCGAGCCAGCAGGUGGCGCUUGCCGCUUCGGCGACAGAGGCGGCCACCAUCAGUGUAGGGGAUGGGAUUGCCAAUGGCAGCAGCAACGGCAACAUUGUGACCGCCACCAGCAAUGGUGGGGAGGUCCGGCUGGUCAGCAGUGGCACAGGCAGCACCAGUGGCCAGGGGGUUGCCCUGGGCAACAACAACAUGGCAGGGGCCAGUAUACACCGUGCUUCUCUGCUCUCCGAUGCGGGACAGGUCUUGACUCUUUACACAGACGGCACGGCUGCGACUCAGAACUCACAGGCUGCCUCCACGUGAGGAUUGGAGAUCGUGAAGACACAU
Molecule: messenger RNA, 2774 nt
Organism: Aplysia californica (California sea hare)
Lineage: Eukaryota; Metazoa; Mollusca; Gastropoda; Aplysiida; Aplysiidae
Product: orphan steroid hormone receptor 2
Exons: 15
Coding region: 423-2750 (775 amino acids)
Biological process (GO): regulation of transcription by RNA polymerase II; anatomical structure development; cell differentiation
Molecular function (GO): nuclear receptor activity; RNA polymerase II cis-regulatory region sequence-specific DNA binding; zinc ion binding
Source: RefSeq, a predicted model, not a curated record